AUGGGAAAAAGGAUGAAAAGCUUAGACUACUCCAUUUCUAAUUUCUCUGCAAGAUAUGAAUGCCAACCAGCAGAGGGAACCAAUCAAGAGAAUGCUGCUUGCAUUGAAACUGGAAAUUUUUAUGGUUUUGAAGAGUUAGAGACUGGAAAGGCAAGGAGAUUAAACAAACACAGGUGCUUCAUUUUAAGGCAGGAGGAAGAGACAAACUUAUUUGAAGGCUUUAAAGAAGCAGAAGUAAUUAAAGCUAGAAAAACAAACUUGAAAAAAGUCACUCAUCUUAGAGGUCUCCAAAAACAUGAAACUAAUAAACAUACACCACAUUAUGUUGCCAAGAAAAUCCCUGGACUUCUGAAUCUUGGAAAUACCUGCUAUAUGAACUCAGUAAUGCAAUGCCUCAACUGUGUAGAACCUCUGGUAAAAUAUUUUACAGAAGGGACCUACCAUAGUGACAUUUACUCUAUGAGUAAAUAUGGAGGCACCCUGGCAAGGGAAGUGGGAGCUGCACUAGAAGCAAUGAACAAUGGAAUAUACAGUCCCAUUGCAUUGCAGGAUCUGAAAUCUGUAAUUGGAAAUCUCCACUUUCCCUUUCGGGGAUCUCGGCAGCAUGAUUCUCAUGAAUUCCUUCUGUUUCUUCUAAGCUGGUUGCAUGAGGAUCUAAGAGGUGGAACUAUGCCAUUCUUGCAAGAUACUCAAGAUUGUAUGUUAGAAGAUGUAGAAAACAAUGAGUCUUCUGUUAUAUGCUCACUCUUCCAAGGCGAAAAUCGGCAUAGGAUCAUUUGUAAUACUUGCCAAUAUGAACCCCUUUCCUAUGAACCAUUUACCAUUAUGUCUUUAUCAUUACCUUUUAGUGGAGGUUGUACACUGGCUGACUUACUUCAGAACACCUAUAUGGAUAGCUGCAUUGAUUAUAAGUGUCCAAGAUGCAAAACACAAGGAAAGGGCACUCGUAAAUCUGACAUCAGAAAGCUGCCUCCUGUACUAGUCCUACAUUUAAACCGGUUUGAUUAUAACAUCUCUGCAAGGAAGAAGCAAAAUUAUGUUGAUUUUCCUUUGGAAAAUCUGAGUUUGGUAGAACAUGCCACAUCCACAAAAAGGGGCUCCACUCAGUAUAAUCUAUGUGGUGUAUCUAACCACUAUGGAAGUCUGAAUGCUGGACACUACACUAGUUUUUGUAAAUCAUAUGAUAGCAAAUUCUGGUACAGAUGUGAUGAUCAAAAUGUCACCAAAUUAAGAACAUCAGUAAAAACUUCUGCUGCAUAUUUAUUGUUUUAUGAAUCAGUCCAUAUCAACAAUAUGAAUCUUCAGUAAUGUUACUGAAGCCAUGCAGUUGGAAUUCAAAGGUAUGAAGCUGAUUUUUGUGCAUCAGAAAAGCAGAAGGCCAUGGAUGUGAAGCACUGCUUCCUUCCAUUUGACAAGUGGACAGUCAUAUCCCUCAUUUCCCAAAUGUUGUAGUCCACAUUUCUCCAGACAUUUCAUUAAUCCCUUCAUACCUUUAUUUCAUCUCCAGCAUUUGUCAUCAUGUAGUCUUCCUGAUAAGAAUCCAUGUUCCAUGCAAGCCAAGAGGAUUAGAACCAGUUAUCAUUCUCAAUGGGACUGGCACAUCAGCAGAAUGUAUCAUAUCAUGGCUUCCAACCUGUAGGAUAAGAGGCCAGUUGUGGGUUUGCUUAAUUGGUUACUUUCAUGGAGUAGAACUAGAUUUUCUAGUCAGGUAAUUUGAUAAAAUCAAGAUAUAAGAGGAUUUUGUAGGAAAUCAUUGUACUUAAAUCACCCCAAAAUUACUUAUUGUAAUAUGUAACCAACUGGUAACUUAGCAAUUAACUUAGUUGGUACCAUAACUGCCAUGAUCUUCAUUAAAGGGUGCUCUCUUUAGGUUAAAUGUAGAACUAUGGAAAUGUGCAUACUUUCCCUAUCAGAUGUUGUCUUGUGGAUGUACAAUACAUUCUAGAAAUAUUUCUUGUAUUAGAAAAUAAUGUCUUGCAAUAAAUUUUUUAAUAAUGCCA
Molecule: messenger RNA, 2000 nt
Organism: Macrobrachium nipponense
Lineage: Eukaryota; Metazoa; Arthropoda; Malacostraca; Decapoda; Palaemonidae
Gene: Usp8
Product: ubiquitin carboxyl-terminal hydrolase 8-like
Exons: 1
Coding region: 1-1308 (435 amino acids)
Biological process (GO): protein deubiquitination
Molecular function (GO): cysteine-type deubiquitinase activity
Source: RefSeq, a predicted model, not a curated record